Messenger RNA from Penicillium taxi, 1407 nucleotides. RefSeq lists its product as uncharacterized. The record is from RefSeq and is a predicted model, not a curated record. Gene Ontology annotation, biological process: transmembrane transport. Bases 1 to 1407 code for a protein of 468 amino acids. The transcript has 5 exons. Gene Ontology annotation, molecular function: transmembrane transporter activity. Gene Ontology annotation, cellular component: membrane. NCBI's taxonomy places the organism in Eukaryota, Fungi, Ascomycota, Eurotiomycetes, Eurotiales, Aspergillaceae.
AUGGGUACUCCAUCUGCUAUUGAGGAGGCUGCCCAGGUGACCACCUUUGAUGAAAAUGAUCUAUCUUAUAAGAAAGAAGAACGCACUCUGCUAUGGAAGUUGGAUCUUUUCAUCCUCACUUGGGCUUGUUUUGGAUACUUCCUCCGAAUCCUGGAUACAUCUAACAUGUCCAACGCCUAUGUCAGCGGCUUAAAAGAAGACUUGAAUGUUCAUGGAAAUGAAUACAACCUAUUCUCUACUCUAUGGACCUGUGGUUACAUUAUCGGACAGAUUCCUUCUCAACUGAUCAUUACCAAGAUCCGGCCAUCUAUUUGGAUUCCCUGCUCUGAAGUCCUGUGGGUGAUUUUCACCUUCUGUUUCGCGGCUGUCAAGAGUGUACGGAGUGUGUAUGCGCUUCGGUUCUUGAUUGGAUUAGCUGAAAGUCCUUUCUAUGUCGGUGCAAUGACAAUGUUGGGCAAUUGGUACACACCUAAAGAGCUGGGUAAGCGCGCCACUAUCUUCUACUCUGCCUCCUUUGCAGCCAACAUGUUUUCUGGAUACCUCCAGGCUGGCGUCUACAAUGGACUCGACGGAGCUAACAGCCUGGCUGGCUGGCGCUGGCUGUUUAUCAUGUGCGGUAUCAUCUCUGUGCCAGGUGCUGCAUGGGGCUUCUUUGCAGUUCCAGACUCCCCAUACGACACCAAAGCUCGCUGGCUGUCGAAGAAGCAGAUUGAGCUGGCUCAGUCACGAAUGGUCAGAGUAGACCGCAAGCCUUUCGAGGGUGUCAGUUUCAAUGUCUUGAAAAGGCUUCUGAAGGAUUUUGCUGCCUACCCAAUCAUUCUUGCAUACAUUUUCUUCUGUGUUGAUACUAUUCCCCUUGGAUACUUCGCUAUCUGGCUCAAGUCCCUCAAAAUAUAUUCCGUGGAGAGAAUCAAUGUGAUUCCUACCGGUGGCUACGCAAUCGGAUUCGUCACAACAAUCUUCUGGGGCUGGCUCAGUGAUAGACUCGGCCGAAGACUUGAGAUCGCAGCCACCUGCUCAGUACUAGCUUUCUUGAGCUGCCUGCUCUUGUCUAUCGCAUCUUCACGCAGUAUCAUCUACGCCGGAUACUUCCUGAAUGCCACCCACUGGGCCUUUGGUCCGAUUACUCUAUCCUGGGUCAACGAACGAUAUGGUGAUCAGCCAGAUGUGCGUGCCCUUCUUAUCGGCACCUGCCAGACGCUGGGUGCGACAACCCAGGCCUGGCUUCCGGUUGUGAUCUUCGAUGUUGGAAAAUAUUCUCCGCUGUUCCGAUAUGGUUAUAUCACCUCUACUGUUGUUGCCGGUGUUCAAUUUUUGCUUAUUGUUCUCAUCAUCCUAUAUGUCACCAGGUUUGGUGCCGGACGGAAAUCAUCCAAUGAGCAGAUUGAGGAGAGUGCCUCGGCUUAG